GACCAGCAGCAAGAAGCUGGGGUAAGUGUGGACGUCUGUGUAAGUGUGAGACCAUCAUGGUGGCAUUUAAAGGCGUCUGGACUCAGCCUUUCUGGAAAGCUGUUUCAGCAGAAUUUUUGGCCAUGCUAAUUUUUGUCCUCCUCAGCCUUGGCUCUACAAUCAACUGGGGUGGAUCUGAAAAGCCUCUGCCUGUAGACAUGGUCCUUAUCGCUCUCUGCUUUGGACUGAGCAUUGCAACCAUGGUGCAGUGCUUUGGACACAUCAGUGGUGGCCAUAUUAACCCUGCUGUGACUGUUGCUAUGGUCUGCACUAGGAAGAUCAGCCUUGCCAAGUCUGUCUUCUAUAUUGUUGCCCAGUGCCUGGGUGCCAUAGUAGGGGCAGGAAUUCUCUACCUUGUCACACCCCCAAGUUUGGUGGGAGGCUUGGGAGUUACUAUGGUACAUGGAGAUCUUUCCGCUGGCCAUGGACUCCUGGUGGAGUUGAUAAUUACAUUCCAGCUGGUUUUUACUAUUUUUGCCAGCUGUGAUUCAAAACGAAGCGAUGUCACUGGUUCAGUGGCUUUAGCAAUUGGAUUUUCUGUUGCAAUUGGACAUUUAUUUGCUAUCAACUACACUGGUGCCAGUAUGAACCCUGCUCGAUCAUUUGGACCUGCUGUUAUCAUGGGGAAAUGGGAAAACCACUGGGUCUAUUGGGUGGGACCAAUAAUAGGAGCAGUCCUUGCAGGUGCCCUUUAUGAGUAUGUAUAUUGCCCAGAUACUGAAUUCAAGCGACAUUUUAAAGAUGUCUUCGGUAAGGCUACCCAUCAGUCUAAAGGGAAGUACAUGGAGGUGGAUGAUAGCAGGAGCCAAAUAGAGACUGACGACUUGAUCCUGAAGCCUGGCACGGUUCAUGUGAUUGACAUUGAGAGUGAAGAUAAGAAGGGGAGUGAUCCAACCAAUGAGGUGCUCUCUUCUGUAUGACUAGCAAGGAGCACUGAAAGCAGAGAACGGCCUACUAGAAUGUCCACAGAUAUCCUUCCACCUAUUAAAGAGACAGAUCUACUGUAAACCAGACACCUGCAAUAUCUGAAAAUAUAUGGAGAUGACAGCAGCUAUGUAGUUGCUUCACCAAGCUAUACACCUGCUCAGUUUGAUUAGAACUUUACUAUAUUUAAGAGUCCCCAUAGAUUCUUCCAAAUUCAGAAAUAUCCUUUUUUGGGAGAGAGCAUCCCCAAAGUCAAUUUGAAAGAGCUGAUAGUAUUCCCAUUUUAAUAAGGCCAUCAAAAGCAAGAUGGAAAUAGAGAUGUUUAACAUUCAGAUUGACAGUUAAGACUUAUCUGCAAAUGCCUAUAGCAUGCAGACGUAUUUAUCAGAUUAUUCUUCUGACACUUAAUUGGCUGUUGUCAACCCUGAUUAGAAUGUCUUAUCCAUUAAGUGUUCUUUGCAAGGUUCAGUGACAAUAAUGCCAAAGUACAGCAUGUAACAGAGUCAUCCAAAUUUAAGGUAGCAUUUUUUGUUCUUAUAUAUCCUGACAUUAUUUCUUUACAAAUUCUGAAAAAAACUGUAUUUUCAUAGGCAAAAAUUGGUUCCUGUCAGUCAUCCUACCAAUUUUCAUCCAUUACAUAUCCAUGUUCUGGUGUAAAAAAUACUGCCUUCCUCCCAUUCCCCACAACUAAAAAUAUUGAAGCCAAAGGCUCUGAUCUACUCCAAUAAUGCUGUAAAACCUUUGAAUGUAUUGUAUGCAGGUUAGCAUAGUUGUCCAUCUGGUGAAACGUUGUCUUGAGGUUCAGCUAUUGACCAUUUAGUAUUAGCUGACUAUAGGUCAAGCAGGGAACCUGAAGGCCCACAUGUUACUCAGUAACUCAAGCAAAAGGAAAUAAAUGUUCAGGUAUCAGAAGAAAGGGAGGCGUUAUCUGUUUUCAGUGCACUUAUUCAAACAAAUAUCACCAUGCUAAUUUAUAUAACUAAACAUUUAAAUUACUCACCCACUUUGCUGACAAUUUUAUUUUUAUUUAUUAGCAAAAUAAAGGUGGAUUUUUAUUUUUUUUUAACUACAUUGAAGCACUGACUCGAAAAUAUUUGUAAUAACAGGUUGUAUUGAUAUGAUUGCUUUUGGUUUUGACUUUUUUUGCAAACUGGUCUCUAGUUAGUUGAACAGCGUCAAUGAUUGUGGCACUGUUCAUAUAAUCUUAUUCUUUCAUUUCUGUGGCAAAGUUUUCUCUGUUAAGUAAAUCUGACAGUAAGAAAUGCAAGCAUGUGAUGCUUUUUAGAGAAACAGGGAAAGGGAUGCCCCAAUGAUAUUACAUGCAAAAGUGCUUAAGUGACCAAUCCUUCCUUUAUAGAAGUGUUUCAACAGAGGUAGCUAACCCAACAUAAAACCUUUAUAGAAUCUUUUUAACAAGCUCAUGGCUUUGUUCCUAACUAGCUGCAUUGGAUUUUUUGUUGUUGUUUUUUAGGGUUUUUUUUGUGAUUUUGGCAAUAUGCUAUUACAGUGCUUGUUGGAACACCAUUUUCUGUUACCCUAGUUGUAUAGGUUAUAUCUAAAACUUGAAAUCUGUUCAUGAUUAUUUAACUACAGUAAAAAAAAAAGGUUGUGGAUUGUAUGUAAUAGACUUCUCUGUCCUUUGAUUUACAAUAUGUGCAAGUGUGUAACUCAUUAAAAUGAGUAAGAGGGGUAUAUGUAUGUAUAUAUAGUAAUGGGAUAAUAGACCACUGCUAAGUUCAAAUCUGUGCAUCAUUGCAUAAGGGCAUCUCUAUCACCAAUUUAUUUCAACCAGUAGUCCAGGCAUUAUCAUGCUAUAUUCGUAUUCCUGAUCUUGUCCUCUCUUUGAUAGCUUCUGUCUCUGUAGGAAAGGGGGGUAUUUUUCAUGAAUUGUAUAUAUCUGAUACAAGUGCCGCAUCAAAAGUCAAGAAUUCAAACAAAAGAACAUGCAAGACAAUUUCAAAUUGCAUUGAUGAAUGUUGCCAUGUGCUAAGGAUGAAAUCCAGAGGUAUAUAAAAUCAUGAGUGAUGUUGAGAAAGUGGAUAAGGAAAAGUUAUUUACUUAUUCCCAUAAUACAAGAACUAGGGGUCACCAAUGAAAUUAAUAGG
This is a messenger RNA of Mauremys mutica (yellowpond turtle), 3068 nucleotides long. RefSeq names its product aquaporin 4 (gene AQP4). The coding region runs from base 57 to 959 and encodes 300 amino acids. Lineage: Eukaryota; Metazoa; Chordata; Testudines; Geoemydidae. Gene Ontology annotation, cellular component: basolateral plasma membrane; plasma membrane. Gene Ontology annotation, biological process: transmembrane transport. The transcript has 5 exons. The record is from RefSeq and is a predicted model, not a curated record. Gene Ontology annotation, molecular function: water channel activity.